Messenger RNA from Ilex paraguariensis (yerba mate), 1281 nucleotides. The record is from the annotation of a GenBank genome assembly. Lineage: Eukaryota; Viridiplantae; Streptophyta; Magnoliopsida; Aquifoliales; Aquifoliaceae.
AUGGCCAACUUGUCAACUUCCUGGAUCAAUAGUCUCGCCUAUGCAAAUGGAUCAAUCGCCCAGUUCCAGUUGUUUAUGAAUAGCUCAGUGCUAUUGUCAGACACAUUCACUGCCAUACUUCAUAGAGGAAACUCUCGUCCAGAUUUGUGUGUGGCUUCUAUUGCCUAUCAAAUGGUAGCACCGAGUGCAUCUUUGCUAUUCUUAUCUCCCCAGAAAAAAUUGAUACGUAGAUGGAACCUUGGUAUGGUCAACACAAACACAAGUGGAAAACAUGUUUCAGGCUUAAACUUGACAGAAAUGGGAAACCUGGUGCUUUUUGAUACGAGUAAUGCAACGGUUUGGCAGUCAUUCGAUCACCCUACAGACUCGUUAGUUUUCGGGCAGACGCUGAAUCCCGGACAGACACUGACAGCUAGCGUAUCAACAUAUAAUUCCAGGCGAGGAGGUAUGUACUCACUUGCAGUUGACAAUAGAAGUUUGAUUGCUUACAUAGAGUCCAACCCACCGCAGGUCUAUUUUGAUUCUGAAAAUUACUAUAUCGGGGACACUUUCGUCAAACUCGGGAAAGGAAGGUACAAAUUUAGUCCUGAAAAUACAAUCCAAUUCAUAAAGUUGGAGCCUGAUGGACAUUUAAAGAUGGGCAGUGCAGUUGUUCUCAACAAACCGAUUUCUCGCAAAUUAAUUUUAGACAACCCAAUCUCGGAUGUUCCCUUAACAUACCUAUUUCUUGUGAGUUUUCUCAAUAUCAUAAGCUUGUGGAGCUUAAGGAUAUUGAUUACUUUGUUUUAUAGAUUAGACCUGAGGGAUGAGACGAGUUCAUCAGGUAGUCUUCUUGCAAAAAAAUCAAGGGGAACCCCAUCAUUCAUACUGGGAGCUAGUCUCGGAGCUGUCAUUGGUGUGUUACUUAUGAUGCGAAAAAAUUUGGAUCGAUUACAGCCUGAGGAAGAUAAGCAUUUAUUAAGUCUUUUUCAAAGAAAAGUAAGAGGAGGACAACUUUCAGAUAUGGUUGACAAGUGCAGUGAGGAUAUGCAGUUGCACGGACCUGAGAUUGUGAAGACGAUGAGGCUUGCUGCCUGGUGCUUACAAAGUGAUUUUAAGAGGAGGCCUUCCAUGUCAACUGUGGUUAAGGUCUUGGAGGGUUCUGCGGAUGUUGAAAGCGACUUGGAUUAUAGCUUUGUCGGUCAACAUUUAUCAAGAACAACUGCAACCGUUUAUGAAAAGGAGGACGUUGUUCGUGCUGCUACACCACUUCUGCCAUCAGUUUUAUCUGGACCAAGGUGA